AUGGAGGUGACCACCGUGUCCCCACCUCCCACCUCACCCUCUGAAGGAGGUGAUCUCUGUGAGACAGAUGUCACCACCGUGGCCAUACACAGUGUGACACUGCUCAUCGGCCUCUGUGGGCUGGCCGGGAACGGGGCUGUCAUCGGCCUCCUCAGCCGGGAAAAUUAUAACUCUGGCAUCUUUAAGCUGGCUGUCAUUGACUUCCUCUUCCUUCUCCUCACAGUCCCCACUGCCUUCCUCUUCCUGGUGGAGGACAUGUCCUGCUCUCCUAUCUUGCCCCUGCUGUACCUGAGUUUCCUUUUCCAUCUCUCAGUGGUCUCCUACUCCUGGCUGCUGUUCCGGCUGAUGCCCGGCAGCCCUCUGCUGUAUAUGUACAAGAUCUGCUUCCACAGGGACCUAAGUCUGCGCCUGAGGUGGGUGGUGGACAGUGUCCAAUACUGGGCCUUCUUUGCUCUCUUCACUGUCAUUCCUGCCGUGACACUGCUAUGCCCAUCAAACGAGCAGGAGCACUGCCGGGCAGCUCUCAUCUCCAUGUACACCAUCAUUCUGCUCCUCUUUGCUGCACCCCUGCUCAUUUCCAGUGCAAUCAAUUUCAUUAAGGCCAAGUGGGGCUCCCAGCAGCAGCAACCCAAGAGGCGCGACAUCGUUAUCGUCCUCAUUGUGCUCUUUGCUCUCCUGCUCACCAUCUGCCAUUUCCUGCAGCAGCUCGGUUCCAUCACUGUGUCCUCACAGGCUUUUUUUCUGCUCACCUGCACCCACAGCACCAUCAAACCCUUAAUGUACAUCUUGGUGGGGAGCUGGAGGACAGACUGCUUCAUGGCGAUCUCCUGGGAGCACUGUACAGGGUCUCUAAGGGAAUCUCUCCAGAGGGUCUUUGAUGAGUAGAAAGAACAAACUGCCUGCAGAAAUUAUGCCCAUACUGACACAGGAGCUCUGAGCCGCUCGAUCCCUUCCACUGCUCUGCUGAAGGAUCUUGGCAUAAAGCCUGAAGGUUUCCUUGAGUGAACUGAUAAAUCAAUAUCCACAGGAUCACCCUCCCCGGCGUGCUGUAUUUCUGCAGGAGAAGGGACCAGAGGCAUUGCCUUGGGUGAUUUUUCUGAGAUGCUCUGCAGGGAGCAAAUUAGGGCAUGGCUUUCUUCCCCUCUCCUGGAUCCACAUAGCUCCAAGCAGUGCGGCUGGGCUCAGUGCUGUUCCCCAGCUCUAUUCCCCACGGAAUGACCCUCAUGGCCUCGACCCCAGGACAUGAACUCCAUCUCCUUGGGCUCAGCAGAUGAGUUUCAUGGUGUUUUCAGGGAGCUCUUGCCUGCACUGUAACACAUUUAAUCCCUGGGGACACACCCAGCACUGGGUGGCAGUGAUUUCCCAAAUCCCUGUGGGGCUGAUGCCUCUGGAUGGCAGGAGAGGGGUUGGGAUCACAUGGAGCAUCCUUCCCCUUCUGUCUUGUUUUUUUUUUUCAAUUAUUUUUUAAGCUAUGGAGUUUUUCUAAUAUGAGUAGUGUGUUCACCUUGAGAGUUAUAAUGCUGAUCUCUGACCACUGUGGGCAGUUCAAGCCCGAAGCGCUGCACAAGCUCCGGGAAGGCGGGACGGAGGUGAAGCUAUGUUGGAAAAGUGGAAUGUGUCUGAAAGCGGGGAUGGAUUACAAAGAGGGUAGAAAGCCGGUUUCUGUUUUGGGUGGUGUGCCUCUGGCUGUGCCUCUGGCUGCGAGUAAGCACCGAGCACUGUUCCUUUUACCUUAUUUUGUCCUUUACUGUAGUUCAAUAAACUUCUAAAAAUUUUAA
Molecule: messenger RNA, 1778 nt
Organism: Haemorhous mexicanus (house finch)
Lineage: Eukaryota; Metazoa; Chordata; Aves; Passeriformes; Fringillidae
Product: mas-related G-protein coupled receptor member H-like
Exons: 1
Coding region: 1-885 (294 amino acids)
Biological process (GO): G protein-coupled receptor signaling pathway
Cellular component (GO): membrane
Molecular function (GO): G protein-coupled receptor activity
Source: RefSeq, a predicted model, not a curated record